AUGCCCCCGUCCAACGCCACCAGCCUGGCUCCAGUCACGUUCAUCCUGACCGGGAUCCCGGGCAUGGAGCAGCUGCACGGGUGGAUCUCGGUGCCGUUCUGCUGCCUGUACGUGGCGGCCCUGCUGGCCAACGGGGCGCUGCUGGCGACCAUCUGGGCCGAGCGCAGCCUGCACCAGCCCAUGUACCUGCUCCUGUGCCUGCUGGCCCUCGCCGACCUCACGCUGGCCACCACGGCCGUGCCCAAGGCGCUGGCUCUGUUCUGGUUCCGCGCCGGCGAGAUUUCCUUCGCCGCCUGCCUGACGCAGAUGUUCUUCCUGCACUUCACCUGCCUGGCGGAGUCGCUGAUCCUGCUGGCCAUGGCCCUGGACCGCUUCGUGGCCACCUGCUUCCCGCUGCGCUACGGCGCGGUGCUGACCCCGCGGGCCGUGGCCGCCGCGGGGCUAGCGGCCGCGCUGCGGGGCUUCUGCAUCAUCCUGCCGUGCGCGCUGCUGCUGCGGCGGCGGCUGCGCUUCUGCGGGGCUCGCAGCAUCGCGCACACCUACUGCGAGCACAUGGGCAUCGCCCGCCUGGCGUGCGGGCUGGCGCUGCCCUUCGCGGCGGGCGCGCUGCACCUGCUGCUCCUCGCCGUGUCCUACGCCUUCAUCCUGCGCGCCGUGGCGCGGCUGCCGUCGCGCAAGGCGCUGCACACCUGCGGCUCGCACCUGUGCGUGCUGCUGCUCUUCUACCUGCCCGCCGCGCUGACCGCGCUGGCGCAGCGCUUCGGCCGCGUCCCGCCCGGCGCGCACAUCCUGCUGGCCAACCUGUACGUGCUGCCGCCGCCGCUGCUCAACCCGCUGGUGUACGGCGCCAGGACGCGGCGGAUCAGGGACAGGGUGCUCAAGGUGUCCGUCUGCCCCGGGAGCCGCGUGCCGAGAGCGCCGGGGGGGAAAUGA
Messenger RNA from Ficedula albicollis (Collared flycatcher), 933 nucleotides. Its product is annotated as olfactory receptor 52B2-like. Gene Ontology annotation, molecular function: G protein-coupled receptor activity; olfactory receptor activity. The record is from RefSeq and is a predicted model, not a curated record. Gene Ontology annotation, cellular component: membrane. Lineage: Eukaryota; Metazoa; Chordata; Aves; Passeriformes; Muscicapidae. Gene Ontology annotation, biological process: G protein-coupled receptor signaling pathway.